UCUGUGAAGGGGAAGCGUCCUCUCAACAUGGUAACUGCUGCAACUACAAUGGGCUCCAUGAAAACAGCUGGACUGUCUCUUCUUCUGUUGUCUUUUCUUCUUUACAUAGCUGAUUCUUACCCCAACGCUGACUUAUCAAACAUGGGCUGUGAGGAAUGCACAUUGAGACAGAACCCUUUUUUCUCCAGGGAUCGUCCAGUUUACCAGUGCAUGGGCUGCUGCUUCUCCAGAGCGUACCCAACACCUCUCAAGUCCAUGAAGACGAUGACGAUUCCAAAGAACAUCACCUCAGAGGCAACGUGCUGCGUUGCAAAGCACAGCUAUGCGACAGAGGUAGCUGGCAUAAAGGUGAGAAACCAUACACAGUGCCACUGCAGCACCUGCUAUUUUCAUAAGAUAUGACAGAUGGGGACUGGAGACCAUCCUACAGCUUGGCAACACAAUGUGUUUCUUUUUCAUAUGCACAAGCUCUUCUCUGUGUUAAAAAGUAUGUGCUUACAAUUGCCAGACAAUAUUUUUGUUGUGUCUCUGUCCGUGAAGAGUAAUUAGUCUACAUAUUUGCAUGAUAAAUGUAUUUAAGUGAUAGUGGAUUUGAAAAGCAAUUAAAAUAUACACCAAGA
Molecule: messenger RNA, 620 nt
Organism: Acanthochromis polyacanthus (spiny chromis)
Lineage: Eukaryota; Metazoa; Chordata; Actinopteri; Pomacentridae
Gene: cga
Product: glycoprotein hormones, alpha polypeptide
Exons: 5
Coding region: 28-402 (124 amino acids)
Biological process (GO): positive regulation of steroid biosynthetic process; thyroid hormone generation
Cellular component (GO): extracellular region; follicle-stimulating hormone complex
Molecular function (GO): follicle-stimulating hormone activity
Source: RefSeq, a predicted model, not a curated record